This is a messenger RNA of Baudoinia panamericana UAMH 10762, 405 nucleotides long. RefSeq lists its product as uncharacterized. The annotation marks the transcript as partial. The record is from RefSeq and is a predicted model, not a curated record. Lineage: Eukaryota; Fungi; Ascomycota; Dothideomycetes; Mycosphaerellales; Teratosphaeriaceae. The transcript has 2 exons.
AGCUCAUCAAGCAGUGCACAAAAGUAUCGCCUGGACGAGUCAGACAUCCGGCCAGUCUUGUGCUACAAAUACCGGGGACGCUUGGAGACUUCUUCGCAGAAAGAGAUCUGCGCGUGGCUAGACAAGGACGAGAAUCUGCGCUGCACGAGGAAGCCCAUACCACGUGGCACAUCCUAUGUAGACGUCAAGCGGCACGAUCUUUACUUGCCACAAGAAAAGGACGAGUACUCACGCUUCCCUAACUACGACGCUUCCCUGGCAUCGAUCAGGGUACCUUUCAUGGCCUACCUAAGCCGCUUGGCCUUCGGCGCAUACGACGAGCUCUUCAUUAUCUCUCCGGAAAACUCACCGAACGCGAGUCUGGCCGACAGCGAGAGCAAGCGGAUAAGUCCGUCAAGUACUAUG